Messenger RNA from Melanotaenia boesemani (Boeseman's rainbowfish), 540 nucleotides. RefSeq names its product NACHT, LRR and PYD domains-containing protein 9A-like. The record is from RefSeq and is a predicted model, not a curated record. The transcript is spliced from 2 exons. Lineage: Eukaryota; Metazoa; Chordata; Actinopteri; Atheriniformes; Melanotaeniidae. The coding region runs from base 45 to 356 and encodes 103 amino acids.
GUCAGCCGUGAAUAUGACAAAGGAGUGGGUUGCUCUGGAAGUCCAUGCAUCACAGAUUGCAGAGUUGCUGUUUGUCAAAGAUCAGCUGUGAUUCUCUGGUGUCAGCGCUGAGAUCCAACCCCUCCCAUCUGACAGGACUAGACCUGAGUUUCAACUACCUGCAGGAGUCAGGUGUGAAGGAGCUGCUUGAUCUUGUGAAGAAUCCACAGAACAAACUUGAGACUCUGAGGUCAGUAGAUGGUUGGAGCAGCUCUCAGCUGUAUUGUACUAAACACAGCUGGAAUCAAAGCAAAGAUCUGGUGUUUCCUUCAAAGCUGCAGUCUUCUCAGCAGCUGCUUCCCUCAGUGAAGCUGUGAGAGGAGAACAAUGCUGGGCUUCAGGAUUGGACAGACUUUUCAUGUUGAUCCAACAUCAAACUAAUUCCAUCAAAUCUGUUUGUUGUCUCAUUUCAACACUAAACAGCUGAUCAGCUUCAUCAUCUCUCUGCUCUGAGAUCAGUCUGACUGCAGUCUCUGAUUUCAGAGAAGCUUUUUAUUUAGG